This is a messenger RNA of Lactuca saligna, 1515 nucleotides long. Lineage: Eukaryota; Viridiplantae; Streptophyta; Magnoliopsida; Asterales; Asteraceae. The record is from the annotation of a GenBank genome assembly.
AUGCAAGGGUUCCUGUUCAUCGCCGUCACAUUCUCCAUGAAAAACACUAGAACAAGUUUUCUCUUUCACAUUUUGGAAGUUAUCCGUUUCUUAUCGAUAACACCGAGAGGAAAGAUGAAGAUUCAGCCGAUCGAUAAUCAGAGUUAUGGAGAUUCAGUUAAUUGGGAGGCUCCGGCGACGGUGACGACAAAGCCGGUGUUAAAGUCUCGGCUGAAGAGGCUUUUCGAUCGACAAUUCCCGAGCGUUCUGAAGAACAAUUCGGAGAAGACAAACGGAGCCGGGGAAGUCAAAGAUGGAGAAUUCGAACCGAGCUCUGUUUGUUUGGCUAAAAUGGUUCAGAAUUUCAUCGAAGACACCGCUCCUGAGAAGCCGAAAUGCGGACGCAAUCGUUGCAAUUGUUUCAACGGAAACAUCAACGACAGUUCCGAUGACGAAUUCGAUCUCUCUUCUGCUUCAUUUUUUGGUGAUUCACACCCUAGCUCCUGGUGUGGAGAUUCUUCCGAAACACUCAAGAGCUUGACGCCAUGCGCGAGUGUUGCUCAGAGAAAUCUCUUAGCCGAUACCUCGAAGAUUGUUGAGAAGAACAAGAUUUGCAAGAGGAAAGAUGAAUUGAAGAAAAUUGUUGCUGAAGGAUUACUGUUAAUCGGCUACGAUGCUUCGAUUUGUAAAUCGCGUUGGGAAAAAUCAUCUUCUUAUCCUGCUGGUGAAUACGAAUACUUAGAUGUCAUCGACGACGGCGGAGAUAGGGUGUUAAUUGAUAUAGAUUUUAGAUCGGAGUUCGAGAUAGCUCGGCCGACCGGGAACUACAAAGCAAUCCUUCAAUCACUGCCGUACAUCUUCGUCGGCGAAGCCGAUCGUCUGCAACAGAUUCUGUCGAUUGUAUCUGAGGCGGCGAAACUGAGCUUGAAGAAGAAAGGAAUGCACAUUCCUCCAUGGAGGAAAUUCGAGUACAUGAGAUCCAAAUGGCUGUCGGCACACAUCAGAACCGUACCAUCACCGUCGCCGUCAGUAAUACCUCCACCUCCACCAACUCCACCUCCAACACCAGACGCCAACGCCGCCGUGAAGCAGAUAUUUUCAAAAGCCACAACGGAACAGAUAGAUCCGUCACCGCCGUUCGAUUCCGAGUGCGGAGUUUUUGAACUUAUUUUUGGAGAAGAAACGACGGCGUCGGAGUCAACGGAGAAAAAUCAAUUAUCUCCGGCGGGUACUUUGGUGAGAAAGUCCGAUGACGGUUUUGAAUCGUCGGCGGCGGGAAUAUGGCAGCCACCGGCGAUAAAACCGAGGAAUUUGGAGAGAGGAAGUAAAUUAGUGGUCACCGGAUUAGCUUCUCUUUUCAGAGAGAAAGCAUGAAGGAAUAAACAAAUUUUGGAAUUAUUUACUUUUUUUAUUUCUUUUCUACUUUACUCAUUUUCCACGAGUAAAAAAAAAAAAUCAAAAUCAUAUAUAUAAAAAGAAUGCAAAUAUUAUAUAGAAAAUCUUUUUUAAUCCUCAUUCUUAUACCUUGAAUGCAAA